Eleginops maclovinus (Patagonian blennie) is the source of this 1453-nucleotide messenger RNA. Its product is annotated as trans-1,2-dihydrobenzene-1,2-diol dehydrogenase-like. The record is from RefSeq and is a predicted model, not a curated record. The transcript has 4 exons. The coding region runs from base 571 to 1023 and encodes 150 amino acids. Lineage: Eukaryota; Metazoa; Chordata; Actinopteri; Perciformes; Eleginopidae.
ACGAGAGUUCAGUGAAACCCACUUCAACUGAGGACUGUUCAUUCAAUUUAGCAGAAAAAGUCUAUAUUAUUUAUAGUAUUUCUUUUUUUAUACUAUAAAAACUUUUUAAGAUCAAGAUUUAAUCAGAUCUGUCUCUAUGCAUACCACUCUCACUGCGCGUACCAUAUUAUUACAUACUUUAAAUAACUUAUGUAUCAUCAUUGAGAAUGGAAUAACUGAAUCAAGCAACAGCAAACUCUUAUUUGACUGUACAAAGUGUAAACUUGAAAUUCUUUAGAAUGCAUUCUGGUCCUACAGAGUGUUUCUCUGCCUUUCUCUUGGUGCAUGCAGCUUACGUUUUGAAACCUUAGAACAGUUAUUUUUAUGGCAGUCUAUGGCCUAACUUUGAUGAAUAAAAAAAGUAAUUGCGGUAACUGAUCAAUCAUUUGCAAUACAACACAGCAUCAUCUGGAUAUCGAUAUUCUGAGGCUAUACAUGUCUGGUAUGGAAGCGCCCUCUAGUGGAGAUUGUUGAAGCAGCAGAGGCUGGGCUGAUAUCUCACGAGAGCAAAGGUCAACCAUUCCCAGGAUAAUGGCUGUUGCAGCGAGGGACCUGCAGCAUUCUGAAGACUUUGCCAAAAAGCACAACAUCCCAAGAGUAUAUGGGAGUUAUGAUGAGUUGGCAAACGAUCCUGACAUUGGUGUGUUUUUCUGUCAGCAUAUGGCACUGCUUGACCUGGGCCUCUAUACUGUCUACAGUCUAUCUUCACAGUUUUCAAUGAUACCUGACCAUAUGUGGUGUCCCACGUCCUUGGAGGCGAAUGGAAAGGAGAUGCAGUUCCCCCUGCCAGAGGCCGGCAUGCCUCUAAACUUCACAAACAGCACAGGACUACGAUAUGAAGCUGAGGAGGUCCGCCAAUGUUUACUGAAAGGACUGAAGGAAAGUCCUGGGAUGCCGUGGGCUCAUUCCAGCCUGAAGUCAGAAGUAUUAGAUGAGGCCCGAAGGCAGCUGGGAGUGACAUAUGACCAGGACAAUAUCCAGUGAUGUGUUUUCAGAGAUGGUUAGGUAGCACACUUGUACCUCAAAAAGAAAAAAACUGACUAAAAUAUCCUAUCAAACUUAUGCCAUAUGUGAUGGUUCAAGAUGUUUUCUGUGUUUAUAUUACCCUUAUGGCUUUCCAAUGGGGUGACAACAUAAUUAGUUAUAGUACCCUAAAACCCAAAAAGCCGAAUGAAAUUAAUCCAUCACUAUGCUUUGUAUUUGUUUCACAUCUGUGCUUAUCCUACUGUGAAAUGUUGUCUGUGGAAAAAAAUAAUACUGAGAUUGUCAAAGGUUUUCAUAUUUGUAUUUCUUUCUUUCUUUUUUUUUAUUUUUUAAGUUGUGCAUUUCAUCUCGUCUCGACGUUUUCUUAGACAGACAUGUCAAAAUAUAUCUGGGUGAGUUGCCAUUGAUUAAAAAAUAUAAAGAAGUAUUA